AAAAGAGCAAGUGAGCAGCUGUAUGUAUGCAAUCAACCAGCAAGACAAACCAGCAUUCUCCGAUUGAAACUCAAACAGCUAAAAUCUUCUCAUUCGCCGUCCGCCGCUCUUCAACUGUAGCCGACGUCAUCGGAAAGAGCUUUAAUUCCGAUCUUCUUUAAAAUCGUUCAGAAAAGAGAAGGAAAACAAAAUCCAUAUGCUAUAAUCAGUUAGUUACUGUACAUAACUGAACAAGGGAGAAAGAUAUAAUGGUGAAGUUUACUAUGCUCGCACGUGUCACUGAUGGGCUACCGCUAGCUGAAGGAUUGGACGAUGGCCGUGAUGUGAAGGAUAUCGAAAUGUACAAACAGCAAGUGAAGGCGCUGUUUAAGAAUCUCGCUACUGGACAAAAUGAGCCUUCAAGGAUGUCUAUUGAAACUGGUUCUUAUGUCUUCAAUUAUAUUAUUGAAGGACGUGUUUGUUACCUCACAAUGUGUGAUCGCUCAUAUCCUAAGAAGCUAGCGUUCCAAUACUUAGAAGACCUCAAGAAUGAAUUUGAGCGUGUCAAUGGAGCUCAGAUUGAAACUGCUGCUAGACCAUAUGCUUUUAUUAAAUUUGAUACUUUCAUACAGAGAACAAAGAAAUUAUACCAGGACACUCGUACUCAGCGGAAUAUAGCAAAGUUGAAUGAUGAACUCUAUGAAGUUCACCAAAUAAUGACCCGGAAUGUGCAGGAUGUUCUUGGUGUUGGUGAAAAGUUAGAUCAGGUCAGUGAAAUGUCCAGUCGGUUAACUUCAGAAUCUAGAAUAUAUGCUGACAAGGCGAGAGAUUUAAAUCGGCAGGCAUUAAUUAGAAAGUGGGCUCCUGUUGCUAUUGUGUUAGGAGUCGUGUUCCUCCUUUUCUGGGUUAGAACGAAGAUAUGGUAAUUCAUUUGCUUUCUCAGAAAUGUUGCAUCACAUUCCUGGGUUUCUCUACUUUGCCGCCAGUUAUGUAGUUACAUAAUAUUUCAAACUUGGGGAAUUCUGGCCGGGGGCUAGGUAAAGAUUUGCUCGUGUUGAAGGCGGGAUAUACAUUUUGUUCUCGGGUUUGUUCCUUAAGUUCUUCAAGUAGCUCCGGACAACCACGCGGAAAUGUUAAAGAGAGACCCUUUAAUUCAAAAAUACAAUGGAUACUAGAAUAUUCCUAAAUUAUGGAUACUACUCUAUAGAGGCUUAAUCGAUUUUCAUUUGAAUAUACAACCAAACAUGUGAUCUAGAUUUCAUUUAUAGGCUUUCUAGCUACAGUUA
Molecule: messenger RNA, 1265 nt
Organism: Mercurialis annua (annual mercury)
Lineage: Eukaryota; Viridiplantae; Streptophyta; Magnoliopsida; Malpighiales; Euphorbiaceae
Product: 25.3 kDa vesicle transport protein SEC22-1
Exons: 7
Coding region: 249-905 (218 amino acids)
Biological process (GO): endoplasmic reticulum to Golgi vesicle-mediated transport; vesicle fusion with Golgi apparatus; retrograde vesicle-mediated transport, Golgi to endoplasmic reticulum
Cellular component (GO): ER to Golgi transport vesicle membrane; endoplasmic reticulum membrane; endoplasmic reticulum-Golgi intermediate compartment
Molecular function (GO): SNAP receptor activity
Source: RefSeq, a predicted model, not a curated record